AGGUGUGAUGACACCAAGCUCAGUGGAGCUGUGUCAGGAAGAAAGAAACGGUGUCAAACCAGGGAUAUUAUGUCUGAAACCUGUGGGGACGUAACCCAGUCGAAACCUACGCCACCCACGACAGGAAGUGCAGACAGGCGCGAAUCCGGCGGCAAAGAUACAGAGUCGGCGUCGGACGAGGAGAACUGUCCGAGCGAUGUGUUCAGGAAGUGUGAAGAACAUCUUUCCCGUAUCAGCACUUGCACUGGCCUGCAGCAAACUAUUCACGAUGAAAUCAAGAAACAGGCAAAGGCAACAGAAAACGGAUGAGCAAAUUUGCCAGACGAGGUCCACUUCACAGAACCUGAGGACAACUUGCGACCAAAACACACUACCGUGGAGCAUGCAGUUGAAAAUACAAGACUGUGAGAGUCGGGCAGAUUUCCUGGCCAGUCGUAAGGAACAAGUGGUCACCGACCUGACCUCCACGUCACAGGAGCUACAGCAGUUUGACCUGGACGUGGAACCCACACUUCUGCUGUUGGUCAGGGUGUUUGAGCUACAUCAAGACAGUCACGACUCUUCGCUACGAAAUGGUUUCCAUCUUCUUAAGGCAGUGUCUCUCCGCGACCGACAUCUGCUAGAACAAUUCCAGCAACAUCCGACACACGCAGCCAUUGCUCUGGACGGAGAAGAAAUCUGUGAUGUCGCCAAAGUCUCGAGAGAGAAUAACGUCCUUUCACCAUUUCAGGAACGCCUACAAGGAUUUACACGAAUAUCUGAACCAACGAGUUCUAAAGCGAAUUACUUUGAGCAAAAGUCUAACGUAUCCAAUACACGUGAUGUUAAAGACACUCUUCUUCACUCGUCGUCUAAUGUCUGUCUCACUGAGAAGACGGAGAACAUACCUGUGGGUGCAGGAAGCGAAAGGGAUUCCAAAGGUUUGCAGGUGAGUAACGAGACGCCCGUGGCGACCGAGCUGGGUUGCCAUCAGAGAAACAAGGCGACCAUGACGGCCGAAUUGGGUUACCAUGAUAGUGACAAGGCGACCGAGUUGGGUUACCAUCAGAGUGACCAUCAGAGUGACAAGGCGAUCGAGCUCGAUUACCAUCCGCGUGACAAGGCAACCAUGACGACCGAGUUGGGUUGCCAUCAGAGUGACAAGGCGACCAUGACGACCGAGUUGGGAUACCAUAAGCCUAAGGACGAUUUGUCUCCAGCCACACUCGGCGAGGGUGGCGGAGAUUCGUCAAUGUGUAAAACCACAACGUCACAACCAGAACGGCAAACUGUUGAUCUGGAGCAGAACUCUGAUGUGGAAUCGGUCAAAUCAGACUCACCGUGCCACAGAUCAGUUGCAUCGGAAUCCUCAGGAUGCAGGGAUUCAAACAUUAACCAUUUCCACUAUGUGGAGCUUCCCCACGAUCUGAACCCAGGGUCUUCCGUUCGUCCUACACCUCGGAGGUCCAGCAUGUCUACAAACUUGUGCGACCGGAAUGGCGUAAACAAAUGUGUUGAUGUCUUGGACUAUUGCCAUGAGGAGAGCCUCCAGGCGAGCCAGGACAUUGUGGAGAUGUAUGAAGGGAAACCGACCGAGCAGACGAGAAUUAUCAGCAGAAAAAAGUCAAAGGCCUUCGCGGAUCAGAACAGUGGUAUCAAUAGUCUCGUGGGUAUGUCUUGCUACCGGAAUAUCGAAGGAGAAGUUUUAGAAAGCGUGGACACAAAUCAAGCCGCUCACAUAGAAAAUGAGGCUUCCCUGUCAUUAACCCUGAAGAGCGGCGAAGAAUUUCCCCGAGAAAAGAGCGACUCUAACACAACAGAAUCACUUCAGACCGAGGCACUGAUUGCAAAGUAUGCGGAUAGUUCGGUAACUGGGCGGCAGAAACACAUUCCUUACAAGUCUGAAUUUUUAAUGAAUGAAUCCCGAACUGCUAGCGUGAAUAAGGAACCGAGGCCACGAGAUCCUCUAGCGAGUUUUGACGAUAUGGACGAGAGAGGAAGAUGCUCUUCGCAGUGGGUCUGUGGUUUGCCGGCUAUGAGUAGUGAACAUUCCCAAGAAUAUGAUGAGAUGCGGACCUCGAGUCUUCUCGGGAAGUAUAUGUGGUCGCACAGGAAGUCCCCAUAUCUCAGUAAGAACUUCAACAACAGUGAGUUCGACUCGUCCAACGCCGCCACCGUUGCUUUGCCCGAGAAUGGCGACACUUUGGAGUUUGAGCAGUAUCACAAGUCCCCGAGUCAGAAGUGGAGUCGACAGAAAGUGAAAGUUUGCGCUGUGAAACCGCUGACUCCUGGCUUGGAUACUUACAGUUGGUCAACGGAAAGUGACGGCGAUAAAGCCAGUUGCUCUAAAGGAAGUAAUACCGACGAGGAUGCUUGUGUUGUCACAGCUGAAUCGCAAUGUAAGCCCUGGGGAAAAGAUACAAACUCCCAAGAACAGCUAAAUUCUGAAAAGACGGAGCCGAAACAGUUAUUGAUUCAAAUAAAAAACACCAAAGAUUCCACCUCAAGCAUAGGGUACACUUGUUCAGAGCAUGAACGCAGAAACGGAGAAGACACUGGGAGUAUUAACCAGAGCGCCGUUGAAGAGGGACUUCUCUGCCCUCUUUCAUCGCAUUGUGCAACAAUAAAUACUUUACUGGACACUUCUCCAGACCUACCUCGGAUUGUGAGCUCCGCUGAAUAUCCCCAAACUGUGAGCUUUCCAGAAUAUCCCCAGACUGUGAACUCCCCUGAACAUCUACAGAGUGGGAAUACCCCAGAAUAUCUGCAGACUGGAAGCUCCUCAGCUCCUUCUCAGAGUGGUUGUUCCGUGGAACAUCAGCAGGGCGGGAGUUCUCUAGAACAUCUUCGGAGCGGGAGUUCCCUAAGAUCUCUUCAGAACGGGAGCGCCUCAGAACAUCUUCAAGCCAUGAACUCAUGGGACUAUAACCAGACUGGGAGCUCUCUAGAAUGUUUGGCUAAGACUGGGAGCUCCCUAGAGCAUCCUAAGAGCGGGAGCUUCCCAGAGUAUCCUCAGAGCGGGAACUCCGCAGGGUGCUCUCAUUCUGUCUACGACGAAGAGGAUCCAACAUACAAGUACAGAGCCAUGUGUGUCAAUGGCAUCAAACAAACACAAAGGAGGGGAAUAGUGGUGAACUCAAUAAACUUUGAGAAUGCUUUGCCAAGAAAUCACGCUAACGGGGUCGUAUACGGGAGCCCGAUCUCGCAAAGUUCAUUAAAGCUGGAGAAAGAAGUUGACAACUCGUUAGUAUCGGGUAUUUUUAUCCCUCAGUUUCAGAAACUGCGUAGUCCUUUCGGGCAAUGGCUGUGGGGAAGAGAGGAUACCAUAGAUAGACUAGCCAGAAUAAACGCAUACGUGGAUUAUUAUGAUUAUGAACCAAUGCCUAAUAUAGGAACUGGCAUCAGGGCUGAAGGAUAUUCGCCAUUGUUGAGUUCAAGGUGGUCUCAAGUUCAUAGCACGCCUUUGUCCACGUCAUGUUCCUUCCUCGACGCAUGCUAUUAUCGCAGUGGUCGAUUUGAUGGCAUAGAGCACGAACAGGGGGAGGGCGCAGAUGGAGGGCAAAGGUCAAAGAAAAGACAGAAGAAAGUGAGGUUCAGCAAUGUGGUAAGCUAUGACACGCCUUGACAAGGAUCAUCAAAAGUGAAGGCGCCUGAUGAGAGAGACGUUUCUCAACUCCCAGAAGAAAGAAAAUGAAAGUGGAGAUCGGUGGUGUUUGU
Messenger RNA from Aplysia californica (California sea hare), 3696 nucleotides. RefSeq lists its product as uncharacterized. The record is from RefSeq and is a predicted model, not a curated record. Lineage: Eukaryota; Metazoa; Mollusca; Gastropoda; Aplysiida; Aplysiidae.